This is a messenger RNA of Stylonychia lemnae, 1920 nucleotides long. The record is from the annotation of a GenBank genome assembly. Lineage: Eukaryota; Ciliophora; Spirotrichea; Sporadotrichida; Oxytrichidae.
AUGGGGAGUUUGACUAAUAAUCCCUAUUCAGCUUAGAGAUUCCUUUCAACAGCUGCAUCCUCUAGAAGAGCCUAAUAGAAUAGCAACUAAUUGAAUGGUCUUAGUGUAGUCAGUUAGAUUGAAUCUCAUAGGAGAAGGAGCACCAAGCAGUCAGAAUAAUUUGAUCGAAUUCAUCAUAGAUCAAUUGAAGUAGUUGAAAUUCAACCCUAGCAGGCAGACAUAACUUAGAGAAUGAUAAUGACAUAACAGCUGAAAUUCAGAACUAGAGGAGAAAGGAAAUAGACUUAGAAGAAUUCUAUCUUCAAUGGCAAAUUUACUUUACUUGACAAUAGCGAGACUAGAAUGCUUCCAAGUAUUUCUCAAUUCAUUCAGAAGAAAAUACUUCCCAAGCAAUCUAACCUUCUCAAAGAGUUUAUUAGCCUUUCUAGCAGAAAUAACUCCAUCCCAAAUGAUUAUCUUAUUCAACUACACACUGAGAUCUAGAAGAGUAAUAUAUUGAAUUAAACAGCAGUUGGACCUGCUACAACAUUAAGACGUCCUAAAAAGAAUAAAAGUUCAAGAAUAAAUAAGACAAUUAUAUAAGAAGAUAAUUAUGUGGAACAGCAAAAGAAAACUCUAAUGACAAUUAAAUCAAAUAACUGUAGUACUUUAAAACAUUAAACCAAAGAUUAAAGUGUGGGAUUGGGAGGGACAUCUGGCAACAACACAGAUGUAAACUAAACUCAGAUAAGCUGUAAGAACUCUAAUGAGGAUUUUAUGGGCUCCAAAUAUGACCAGAACAUUCAUGAAAAGCUUGCUUUACUCAACAUCCAGGAUUCAAGAGAGCUAAGAAACCAAUUGGUCUAUGAAUAACUUGCACAAGGAAGAUUUUUCUAAAAAAAGUAUCAUAAGUCCUUCUCGAUUCAGCAUAAUUAAGAUAAAAUAAACUAUAACAAUGUGAAUCCAAGAAUUCAAACUAGUAAUUAGACUGCAAGACUUAGAAUUAAAUCAAACUAUAUACAAGAUCAAAUGAACUAGGAUCUUAACAUAUUUGAUUAAAGAUUUCCUUUGUCCUCUUAAUAGAGAUUUAGAAUCAGAAAUAAUCCAGUAUUAUUUCAUUAGAGUAAGGAAUUUCAGUUGAAAUCAGAAGAAAAAGCCAAGGAUUAGAAUACUUAGCAAGAAGAAAUAAACGAAUAGCUUAUACCUUUGGAAGAGAUUCAUUAAAAAAGUCUGCUUUCAACAUUACGGGACUCACCAGACAACUCUCCUACAGUCUAAGAGAAAAAUAUCAUGAGCUAUAAAGAACUUGACAUCACUCUCUAUGAUUGCAAUCAAAUUUCCAAUCCAAAUCUAGAAAAUAGUAUGAAUAAGCAGACUAGCUCUACAAAAGGAUUCGUUCCUCAUCUUUAAAUGAAGAAAAAAGUCUUAUCAAAGCUUAAUUCUUCAUAUAAAAAUGAGCCUUACACUACAAAGAGCAACAAAGGGAUUAAUGUAUUAAACAGCCUUAGAAAUUCAAUAGAUCAAAAAUCUAAUUAACAGAAGUUUAAAGAUGAAAGAUAUUCUUCAGCUAUGGAAGGAUAGUCUCAAAUAAGACUAUCCUAGGAAGGCUAGAUAAAGCCAUCCAUUUAGAUUAAAGCAAGUAUGAAAAGAAAGGGAUCUGAUUUUGAUUGCUUCCUUAAAAAAACAGAAUUCAAUUCGAUAGUAAUAAAUAAUUUCUAAAUGCCAUGUGAUUCUCUAAUAAAAAAAGUAAACACACCAAAUAGGAUUAAAAUGAAAACACGAGAGCAUAAAAAGAUACCCUAUCCAAUGCUUAAAUUAAAUUGCUACAAAAGAAAUUUAUAUAGGUAAAAUACUGGUGUCACUGGUGUAGAAAGAGCCAAUAAAACCCAGGGUACCUUUGGUAAUCCAUUAAGUAAUCUUAAUUUAACUUUAGCUAUUUGA